AUGUGUAAACCUCUCAAGUGCGUGGCGCGUCAAGUGAAAUACGACGACCCGAUGUCCUUGUUUCUGACUAAGGCUUCAAUUUUGCCGGCUUCCAUGGCAAGAGAACAACGCCUUGCAACCGUCCUGAAGGCUUUGCUGAAAGUUACAAAAGGCAAGGCAAUGCAGCUGGAAUGGAUGUGUGAGGUGGUAAAGGGUCUAUCAAGGUAUCAUGAUGAAGUGCUCGUGCUGCUGGCGGACGACGUGUUUACAGAUUGGGAGUAA
Peronospora belbahrii is the source of this 261-nucleotide messenger RNA. The record is from the annotation of a GenBank genome assembly. Lineage: Eukaryota; Oomycota; Peronosporomycetes; Peronosporales; Peronosporaceae.